Molecule: messenger RNA, 93 nt
Organism: Peronospora matthiolae
Lineage: Eukaryota; Oomycota; Peronosporomycetes; Peronosporales; Peronosporaceae
Source: the annotation of a GenBank genome assembly
AUGGCCGUUGCGGAUGGACAUAGCGGGGAGACUGUGCUAGAGCAUAUGGAAGGUUUUGGUUAUGGAGGAGGGACCCGACUGCACAAGGCGUAG